CUUCCUCACACAAAACAUCACCCCCCAGCAACACAUAAGAAAAAGCAAAAAAAAAAAACGAUUGUUUCCUUCUUCUGGGGUCUCUGGUGGGUAACGAUCGGAGAGAGUUCAUUGAUUCAUUAACUUUUAAAACCGUUCUCUUAAAUUAAUCGAAUCGGGGGAAGAGCUUGAAUUGAAUUGAAUUUGGGUGGUGGUGAUUCGAGCUCGACGAGAAAAGGGUUUUUGUUGAGAUUUGAUUUGAAUUGGUGUGUUGAUGGGUUUAGGAAACAAGGUUAACAAAUUCAAUUUCGGAGAUAACGAUCAUCGCCCCGACGAAGGAGGUGGCGGCGAAGAAGGAGAUGGUUUCGGCUCGGUUGCGUGUUCGAUUUGUCUCGAUACCGUCGCUAAAGACGGCGAUCGAGCCUGGGCUAAUCUCCAAUGCGGCCACCAGUUCCAUCUCGUUUGAGGAUUAUCCGUAUGAAUCGAUGCAAGAGAGAGCGCUUUCUAGCUACAGUUUGAGAGAUAUCCUCCAAUAUUGUAUUGGGUCAGCUUUCAAUGCUAAGGGCGUGAUGCAGUGCCCAAACUGCAGGAAAGUAGAGAAAGGCCAGUGGCUUUACGCAAACGGUUGCCGUUCACACCCUGAGUUCAAUGUCGAGGAUUGGGUUCAUGAAGAGGAGAUUUACGAUAUCGGAAGCUACCCUGAAAUGGCUUUUGGAGUUCACUGGUGCCCAUUUGGAAGCUCAGCUCGUCUUCCCUCGUUCGAGGAUGGAGACUUUUCGCCGAGUUCAUAUCAUGAUCUCUUGAACCAGCAAGGCUAUUUUACAGAACCACCAGCUCCAACAGCAGCGGGUCACCCAUGUCCAUACGUCACCUACAUUGGCCCGGUUCAUUCCUCUUCCUCAAGCUCUGCCGGCGCUGCAGGCGUUUCAGACAGUCCAAGUUUCACUAGCCACUGGAACAUCGGCUCCUCGGUUCCCAGUGAAGUCCCAACUCCUUAUGGCUUCCCUCACUAUCACGGCUGGGAGUAUCACUCACCUCCACCCACACCGCCACAGCACUUCUCUCCUUCUGGCCCUCACGUGGGGAGUCCAACUCACCCCACGCCUCCCCCAGCUUCUGCAAGAACUUCCCGAGCCAAUGUCUCGGAUGUUAUCAGACCAAGAAUGCCUCAGUUCAUGCGUCCAUCAUAUCAUGGUCACAGUUCAAGUGGUAGAGCGGGGAGCUCGGUGGCGUCUGUUCCAAGGACACCGCCUUUUCCAGGAAGCAACGUUAGGACCAGAGACAGAACACAAGCUCUUCAAGCCUAUUACCAACAGUCCACUGCACAGUCACACCAACCUGACUCGCCUAUAGUCUCUCGUGGGCCUGUGUUCCCCUCUGGACGGAGGCCCAGCAGAGGAUCAGCUUCAUCAUCUUCAGAUCAGGCAGGAGGUGGGAGCGGGUUUCUCCGGUUUAACAUAUGGGAGAGAGAGCCUUAUAUGCAACCGCAACAAGCCUACCAAGUUAACCAGAUGGAUAGAGAACCAUCCAUUUGGGCGUCUUCCUUCAACGAAGGAGGAGGAAGCUUCCAUCAGAGGCAUGGAGGUGGAGGACCAUCGUGAGAGGUGAGUCAGUUGCCGUCGAGGGCAAUUCUCAUACCCAAAAAAAAAGAAGAGGAAAAACAAUGGGAAGUUGAUAUUUGAUAAAACAUGAAAACACUCACUGCAUGCUUGAAGUUAUUGAUAAUAUAUGAACACAAAUGAAUGGUAUGUAAUGGUCUGGAGAGAGAGACUUGCUUCCCCUGUUUUGGUGAUGACCGCGUGGUUAAAGCCGGUUUGGGUCUGGUUUAGAUCCGAGUAGCGAACAGGUUGUUUGUUAUUUGCUUUUCUUUGAUGUGGCUACACUGGGUAUCCAAGUUAAAUACCCUAAUGCAACAUUUUUCUUCUUCAUAUGUUAUUUUUUUAGUAA
Brassica napus (rape) is the source of this 1926-nucleotide messenger RNA. Its product is annotated as E3 ubiquitin-protein ligase RFI2-like. The transcript has 7 exons. The record is from RefSeq and is a predicted model, not a curated record. The coding region runs from base 339 to 1580 and encodes 413 amino acids. Gene Ontology annotation, molecular function: ubiquitin-protein transferase activity. NCBI's taxonomy places the organism in Eukaryota, Viridiplantae, Streptophyta, Magnoliopsida, Brassicales, Brassicaceae.